Messenger RNA from Diaporthe amygdali, 1584 nucleotides. RefSeq names its product mitochondrial DnaJ chaperone. Gene Ontology annotation, biological process: protein refolding. The transcript is spliced from 3 exons. The record is from RefSeq and is a predicted model, not a curated record. Gene Ontology annotation, cellular component: cytoplasm. The coding region runs from base 1 to 1584 and encodes 527 amino acids. Lineage: Eukaryota; Fungi; Ascomycota; Sordariomycetes; Diaporthales; Diaporthaceae.
AUGGUUGGUUUUACGCCGUCGUCCCUCACAACAUGCGCCUGUCGUGGUGGGGUCAUGACGCUUCUUCUUCGCACCUCCUCCAUUUCGAGGAGGCUUGAUUUCGUCCCGGUCUCUUAUAGACCAUGCGUAUCAGCUAUCGGACUUUUUGACGGCCCUGCUCGUAGCGAGACAACGAUCACUCGCCCAUCAUGGGCCCAUCAGAUACGGUCCUCGUCCAGCGACGGCAAAAGCAAAGGCGGGGACCCUGAUCCGUACAAGGUCCUUCGCGUGCGUAGAGAUGCGUCCCCUGAGGAAAUCAAGACCGCUUGGCACGCCAUGGUCAAGAAAGUUCACCCUGAUACAUCGAAGAAGGACGUUGAAGUAUAUCACAAGUAUCGAAUCGCUUGGGAGACAAUCGGUAAUCCUGUAUCAAGAGAAAAGCAUGAUAAUGAGGUACGCGAGCGCGAAUGGGCUGCACGAAGAGCACAGGAUGCAGCUGCUUCAAUGACAAGGUCCGCCGAGCCGCAAGAUCAGCCAAAAAAGAAUAACACGGGUAGAUUCAUCAAUCCGGAGGCCCAGGACUGGAUGAAAAAGUACCAGAAAUUGAAGGAGGAGACAGACGCCCAAAAGGAGAAAGACCGGGCGGCCCAAAAAGAGAAAGACCGGGUCGCCCAGAGAGAAAAGGAGAUGGCCGCCCAGAAAAAGAAGGAGAAGGCCGUCCGGAUGGCAAAGGAGCAGAGUGAUCGUGAGGCAGCUCUCAGGGACGAGGCAAAGGCCAAAUCCGCUCAAAAUAAAGCUGCAAACGGCAACGCUGCGGCCCUUGAAAGUGACAGGUCCAAGGAUCAGUCCAAGGAGCCCAAGAGAGAAGCUAAAAAGGAGUUCAACAAGGAAUCGAAGAAGGAGUCCAGGUCGGGAGAGAAGACCAACCAGGAGCAGUGUGACGGGGACAGUAAUGGUGCUGGCGGAGUGACAUUUGCUCGGAAUCCGCCAUCCAAAGUCAACUCAGAGUCUUUAAGGGCUGUCUUCUUCCGCCUCCAACCAGGAACUUCAAUCUCGGAUGUGGUGAAGUCCCUCGCCUCGUCUGCAGUCGGAGCCGUGUCCGAGAUCCACAUAACCCCGUCGGGUUCGGCCAAGCUUGAGUUCUUCACUGCCGACGCUGCUCGAAAGUUUCACAGCCUGAUCAACAGAUCAGAAUUCGCGGUCAACGGCAAAGAGAUCAAGGAAGCCACCAUGCAAGCUUCUGUAAUGCGCCUCCCACAAGGCCCAACGGCAUCCCGGGUCCUGAUGCUCACCGACCCGCGUCGAACGAUGCCCGACUCCGACUUAGUUGAUUUGAUACCCAUUCUCCGCAAGAGAGGCCUCGACUGUUCAUGGGUUUACCCUAAUCGCCUAUCAUGGAGGCGCAUUGAGGUUCACUUCGAUUCAUGGAGGAAGGCUGAAGCAGCCAGUCGGAUUCUCAAGUCUUGUUACCCUGACAUCCAAAUCAGAUACGCCCUUGAUCCGGCAUCGGGCAGUUCUGAACCUCCUCUAUCCCUACCAGAUUUCCUCUUCAUAGGUGAAGGGCUGCCAGACACAAAAGCCUGGAAUUGUAAUGUACUCGUGUGA